Zychaea mexicana is the source of this 2739-nucleotide messenger RNA. RefSeq lists its product as uncharacterized. The coding region runs from base 48 to 2675 and encodes 875 amino acids. Gene Ontology annotation, biological process: intracellular signal transduction. Lineage: Eukaryota; Fungi; Mucoromycota; Mucoromycetes; Mucorales; Lichtheimiaceae. The record is from RefSeq and is a predicted model, not a curated record. Gene Ontology annotation, molecular function: guanyl-nucleotide exchange factor activity. The transcript has 9 exons.
CUUCUCUCUCUUUCUCUCUUACUUUUUCCUUUUCGUUUUUGCUCAGAAUGUCGAGUGUUCCACCAUCACCAACCGUGGUCAUGGGCGACGAACGCGGCAACAAUCCAUAUCAGCACCAGGGUGCUUAUGCCAUCCGACCACGACAACCAUCACUACAGCAGCAACAUCCGCAACCACAGCCUCCGUCACCUGUCCCUAUCACCAUACCCGAAAACAUCAAGAAAAGCUACAUGCGACAGCAGCUGCCUGUCCGCAAACAGAGUCUAGCUGCAGCCGCAACAGCAGCCAAGGCCGUGAACGCGUUCUAUACACACAGCAAAACAACCAGACAUCCCAGUAACGCUAGCGACGAGUCAAACAACGAUCCCACCACGCCACCGCCCAUGUACUCCCCGCCAUCCUUUUUUGCAGGCAAAAAUAACAAGCGAAGAGACGAAAAGCACGUUUCGUUUGGUCCGGCGCCAAUAGUAGUGCAUUCAUCAAGUGAAUCCUUGCCACCUUUCUCUGAGGAAGAAGAGGAAGAAGUUGACGAUGAGCUCGUGUUACACGCUAAAGCAGAUACCUCAGGCUAUGAUGGCCUUCAUAAUGCCGACGAGGACGACGAUGACGAUGAGGACAACGAGGAAGAGGAAGAGGAAACAGAAGCGCUGGUCGCUCAACAACUCGACCCACCUCAACAGCAACAUCAACUGGCUGUGGUUUCACCUAUGGCCUACGACACCGAAGAUCAACAAAACGCCUUCUUUUCGCACUAUGUCCAGCCGGGCAGCAAGGGUAGACGAGGCAACCACAGUAACAACAACACAGCGCUACUUUCAUACGUCGCCUUGGAGAUGUACAAACGAAUAGUACCGGACGAUGUCCUCAGAGACGGAGUUGAAUACCACUAUCUCUUUACGGGAAAAGAAGCUGUGGACCAAAUUGUAGACAUCUCUCAAGGAGCUGAUCGGAACCGUGCAUUGAUGAUCGGCCGUACGCUUGAAUCGUUGGAUGUGUUUCACGGAAUUGACGGUGAACGACGAUUUAUGGAUGCGUCCAGUGAGCUGUAUCGGUUCACUGCCUUUACGAUUGACCGUGCCAAAGAUGGUAGCACCAACUUGGCCACAGGCGUCUUUACUCCACAGACGCCGUGCUACUCUCCUACAUGCACCACUGACCGACCUUGUUACUCAAACUGCUGUCCCAAAGUGAAGAGGAGGAUCAAACGAACACGGAGUCAGUAUGCUCGCCCCGACAAGAGAACUUCACGUGCAUUAUGGGUCCACUCGGUACCAAAGGCGGUAAUUGCGGCCACACCUCCCGAGGAACAAAAGCGUCAAGAGUGUAUAUACGAGCUGAUCUACACCGAAGAAGAAUUUGCCCGUGACCUCGAAUAUAUAAACAACCACUGGAUCAAACCGCUGUCAGCCAGCGACAUUAUUUCAGGAUCAGAUAAACGCAACCAGCUCGUGCAACAAAUAUUCUGGAACAUUGCAGAAAUUGAAAAGGUCAGCGCCGCCCUGUCAUCCGCCCUGGUCCAACGACGAAAAGAGCAAGAAGUGAUUGACAUGAUUGGCGACGUCAUGAUGGCCUUUGUCUAUCAAUUCGAGCCCUACGUCGCCUACGGCUCCCACCAAGUCAUUGGCAAACAUCACUUUGAGCUCGAGAAACGACGCAACCCGAAAUUCGCCCAGUUUGUAAGGACCACCGAACGUAAGAAGGAGUCUCGUCGUCUGGAGCUGAACGGAUACCUGACCAAGCCCACGACACGACUGGGGCGUUACAACUUGUUGUUGCGCGAAAUUUUGAAACGGACCCCGCAGGGCAAUCCAGAUCGUGAAAUUAUACCUCAGGCCACGGAUGCGAUUGCUAAACUUUUGGAACGUGUGAAUGAGGAGACGGGUCGUAUUGAGCAACUCUUUACGCUUCAGCAGAUUGAGGAACGAAUGGCAUUUAAGUCGACCAGCAUUUAUGUGGAUCUGAAAUUGCGGGACGCUGAACGGGAAUUGGUCAUGCAAGGCAAAUUGAAGCGGAAGGGACACGGCUCGUCGGAGGACCUGCAGGUGUUUUUGUUUGAUCAUUACCUUGUUUUUGGCAAGAUCAAGAACCACAAUCAUGUCGAGCACUUUAAGAUCUCAAGAAAGCCCAUUCCACUAGAUGUACUUUCCUUAUCCAUCGUCGAUAUCCCCUCCAAUGGCAAAAGCCGACCAACCACGCCAUCUUCUCUCACUACGCCAUCACCGAGCAUCAACUCCAAUAGCUGCAGCAGCAACAGCAGUAACAGUAUCGCUUCACCAAGACCAUCCACAUCAUCCGAAACGUCAACGCCGUUGUCAUUGAAACCCGUUCUCUCUUCCUCGUCUUCUUCCUCAACCGCUUCUAACAACGGUGUUGUCGGAAUCAUAUUCUAUCACCACGGCCGCAAUGGGUCACCGCCCAUGACCUUGUACACCAAUUCGAUGGCAACGCGGGACCUGUGGGUCGAAAAGAUCCUUACACAAAAGGAAAAACUGAUGCAAAAGCAACAGGAAGCAGUUAUGCCUCUUACCAAACAGGCGUCAAAUAGCAGCAGCAGCAGCAGUACUACUACUGGCAGUAGUGGUAAUAGUAGUACCAAUAAUACCAAUACCACAUCUACGACUACCACUACCACCACGAUUACCCCUGCCCCUACACUAGUAAUUAACACAACCUAAUUGAAAAACAAAAGAAAAUAAAUUAUAAUGCAAUUUGCGGCAUUUUCAGGUCGUUGUACUACCG